Molecule: messenger RNA, 989 nt
Organism: Acyrthosiphon pisum (pea aphid)
Lineage: Eukaryota; Metazoa; Arthropoda; Insecta; Hemiptera; Aphididae
Source: RefSeq, marked predicted
GUUUCAUUUAUUGCUCAACGUUCACAAUAUUUUAUAUUAUUUUCUUUUAUAAAAUCAAAAUGAUUUUUUUUAAGCAAUAUUCAAUGAUGAUUACAUUUAUAGUAAUUGCAGUUUGGGUGAUGCCCGCAAUUACUAGUGAGCUUGCCGUUCUCUGUACAACACUUUACGAAACUGGUCGCUUAAUAACAAUAUAUAAAGAUAUUCCUCUUGAAGAAGAUGCAAUAAUCGGCAUCUUUAAGCGCAUGACACAAUGGAAUAUAGAACAAGCUGCAUCAGAGCAGGAAAAAGCUGUGGUAAUAGCUGUUGCAAAGACUCUGAAGGUUAAUUUUGAUAUAACCGGAAGUGCAAUUAAAAGAAUAGAAAAUAAUAAAGCUCGUUUAGCUGAUAAAGCUGAUGGAUCAGUUGGAACACAGAAACCUCCUACUGUAAAAGAUAUAUUAAAUGCGAUUGCUGAAAAAGCGAACAAUGAUGAAAUAAAAAAUUUGAACAGUCAAAUAACUGACACCGAAAAGCACAUAAAAACAGUUUUGAUUAAUCUUGGAAGACAAUUUGCAAAUUUUGUCACAGAUAAUUACAAAUUAUAUCUUCCAAUGGUCGGAGACUUUUGUAAAUUCAAAUCUAGAUCAGACGAAUACGUUGAAUUUUAUAAGUCCGUAUUUAAAAUUGAUACAUAAAUAAAAUAAAUAAAAUAAUAGAAUUACGUUUGAAUAUUUUGUUUAAUCAUAUUAAGAUAAAUAUAAGCAAAAUUAUAUAAUACAAUAUUAUAUCAUAUUACAUAAUAUUUUCAUGAUAAAAUUAUACCUAAAUAGGUACAUAAUAUACUAUUAUAAUUCUUAAUAAAAUUAAUGUGAUGUUUUCGGAAAAAAUUAAUUCAACUUUAUUGUACGCUAUACUAUUAAUAAUAAUUAAUUAUACCUACACGUACCUACAUAUUAUUAUAAAUAUAUAAAUAAAUAUUAUAAUAUACAUAUAUAGUUAUUUUACUUACA